ACUUUUUUAAUUUUGGACAGCCCGAAGUGUGUCUGAGCUACGCCACAAAGUCACGUGGGGUGAAAAUUUUCCUCCUGAAAACUGCAAUCAUGGAUAACGAAAAUAACGAAAGUGAAAUUUUUCGCUCUAGUUCGUCAAAUGAUGACGAACCUACACUGGACUUGGAUCUUAAUGCUCUACAACAGCUUGCUUCCAGUCGCUUAAACAGACAUUGUGUUCACACUCGUAGACUAACAAAAGGACUCUAUAAUGAAAUUUAUUUAUUACAAUUCGAGGCUGGACCAGACUGCAUCGCCCGACUCUCAUGUGAUCUAAACCACCCUGCAGCAAAAUUCGCUAGUGAAGUUGCGACUAUGAAGUAUAUCGCUCAAAACACCAGUAUCAAAGUGCCAGAAGUAUACGAUUGGGAUGGCACUGUGCAUAAUCCCAUAAAAAUCCCUUACAUUCUCAUGGAACGGCUACCUGGACAACACUUAUAUCGAGUUUGGGAUAAGUUAACGGUUGAAAAAAAGAAGUGUGUUUUAAGCCAAAUUGUCGACACGUUGCUCUUGAAGAGAUCGGAUGUCUUUACAUGGACUCUAUGACGUCAACUUUUCGAAUAGGACCUAUUGUGGAUCCUGUAUUUUAUGUUGAGGGAAGAAAUGCCAUUCCUAGUUCCGCCGGCCCUUUUAGAAGCAUGCAGGAAUUAUUUGACGCCUUGAUUCAAAAAGAAAAAAAUUUCUUCGAGAUUCAUGGUGUGCAAGAACUUAUGAAAAAGCAGAAAAUGGAUCAGAUAACGGCAGCAAGUCAAGUGGCAAAUCUAAUAGAACAAAUGAUCACUCUUCAAGCCAAGUUAUUCAAACCUUUUGAUAAAUCGAUAGAUCAAAAACCAUUUUUUCUUGUUCAUGGUGAUUUCGAUGCGCAAAACAUACUCGUUGAGCGUUCAGUUAAUGAUGAAAUCAAAAUUGUAGGUAUCAUUGAUUGGGAGUUUUCACGUACAGGAACUUUAUGGAAUUUGUGCCAGUAUCCAAUAUGGAUCCAAGAA
This is a messenger RNA of Rhizophagus irregularis DAOM 181602=DAOM 197198, 1024 nucleotides long. The record is from RefSeq and is a predicted model, not a curated record. NCBI's taxonomy places the organism in Eukaryota, Fungi, Glomeromycota, Glomeromycetes, Glomerales, Glomeraceae.